This is a messenger RNA of Ylistrum balloti, 2204 nucleotides long. RefSeq names its product 28S rRNA (cytosine-C(5))-methyltransferase-like. The coding region runs from base 1 to 1995 and encodes 664 amino acids. NCBI's taxonomy places the organism in Eukaryota, Metazoa, Mollusca, Bivalvia, Pectinida, Pectinidae. Gene Ontology annotation, cellular component: nucleolus. Gene Ontology annotation, biological process: rRNA base methylation. Gene Ontology annotation, molecular function: methyltransferase activity. The transcript has 9 exons. The record is from RefSeq and is a predicted model, not a curated record.
AUGAAUCUUUACAUUGAGGGAUCGAAAGUUCUGCACAAAGUUUUAGAAAAGCACGGGGCAAUCAAAAACCUUGUAUACACUUCCCAAUAUGAGAAUAAGCCCCAACUGCUUGGUCUGGUCUGCGAGACACUGAAAUAUGGUACCUUGCUGCAGCAAAUAGUGGAUAGCACCAAACUCCUGACUAAAGAGCGCCUAUUAAAGGGAGACAACCUCCUUGCUCAGACUCUUGUCCAUGAUUUUGUGGUUGGUCGUGAAAUCAGACAAGCAGGAAGGCUGAAGCAAGUCAUAACUCGUAAUCGUGCUGCACUGACAAAGAAGUAUGACUCUAUGCUGGCUAAUGCUGGAGUUUCAUCAUGGGAUCAACUUCUGCCUCAGAGUGUGACUUCAUUUGCGGGCACCUUACCAAGAUAUGUGAGGAUCAACUUGUUGAAGUCGUCUGUAUCAGAAGUGACCAGUACUUUAAAAUCCGAGGGCUGGGAACAAGUUGUCACUCCUACCAAGGACGCAGAGAGUUUCAGGGACACAGUGGCUAGUCUACAGGAGCACCAGUUCCUUCAGGACCCUCAUCUGUUCGACCUCCUCGUUUUCCCUCCACGAACAGAUUUCCAUGACGACCACCUGCUGACAUCUGGGAAGAUCAUUUUACAGGAUAAGGCCAGUUGCUUCCCUGCCCACGUCCUUUCCCCACCAGAGGGCUCCACCAUUUUUGACUGCUGUGCUGCCCCCGGUAACAAAAGCAGCCAUGUUGCCAGCCUGAUUAAUAAUAAUGGCACAGUAUUUGCUUAUGAUAAGGAUGGUCGCCGGAUGGCUACGCUCCAGGGUAUGAUGAGGAAGGUGGGAGUAACAUGCGUCAUUCCAGGCUGUCAGGAUUUCCUCAAGGUGGAUGCCCAUGAUGACCGAUUUAAGGAUGUGGAGUAUAUGCUGGUCGACCCAUCUUGCAGUGGCUCUGGUAUCGUUAACAGAAUGAACGAAGCAAUAGAUGACCAGUCAUCAUCAUCUUCUAAGAGACUUGACUCCUUGUCAAACUUUCAGGUGACAAUGCUGAAACAUGCAAUGACUUUCCCAAACCUUAAACGACUUGUGUAUUCAACUUGUUCUAUUCAUCUCGAAGAGAAUGAAGAAGUCAUCAAGGAGUUGGAAACCAUUGUUGACGGGAGGUUCAAAGUGUGUAAGGUGUUUCCUGAUUGGCCAAAGAGAGGUCUCCCUGGUUAUGACAGUUCAGACUGUUUUCUACGAAUGUCACCUGAACACUCACUAACCAAUGGGUUCUUUGUAGCCUGUUUUGAAAGGAUUGAAACAAGCCCAGACAUUCCCAGAAAGGUGCUCAAAGAGAAGAAGAAAAAAAAGAAGAGGAGUGAUGUGUCAAGCAAGGAACAAGGAGUACUGUCUGAUAAUGAAAUCUCUAUCACAUCAGGGAAAAAGAGGAAGUGUGAAGAAAGCAUGGAAAAAAGCGAGGAAAGUUUUAAUGUGGAAAACACAACAAAAAAGCAUAAACAUGGAGAAAGUGAACCUGACAUCAAACAGAAAAAGAAGAAACACUGUCAUACAAUAAAAGUUACAGAGGAUCAGGAUCAAGUGGACAAUCUUAGUGUUUGUGUAAACGGAAAUCUUACAAGUCAGGAAAAUAAUGAGGACAGCAAGCGGGAUAGGGUCAAAAAGCACAAGAAAAAGCAUAAACAGGAUUUAGAUAUUAGUGCUUGUUCUGUUGAUGAUUUUAUGGAGGCAGCAGAAUCGGGAAAGGAAGACAAUUCAGAUGUAGUGAAAAUCAAAAAACACAAGAAAAAGCAUAAAAAGAAGGAUUUACAAACUGGUUCUCAUUCUGGUGGGGAAUGUAUUGAAGCCAAUGAAACGGUAGAGGACAUGUCACAUAGUGUCAAAAAACACAAGAAAAAACAUAAACAGAAAGAUUUAGCUGAGAAGUAUGAUUCUAUAGAAACUCAGACAGAAGUUUCACACCAUAAAAAGAAAAAGAAACACAAACAUAGGAAAGAUUAACAAAACAUUCCACCUAAGGGUUAAGGAGUAUUCCUCACAUACAGCUUCCAUUUCAUUCUAAAUGUUCCAUCUUUAGAUAUGUUCCCACUGCUUAGAAAUUAGUGAUUGUUUUUCAGAAUAGGAAUUGUUUUGGGCUAUUCAAAUUACCUUACGUUCAUUGUCUGUCCAUAAACAAUCUUUGUUGUCACUAUUUCUUGGAAAUAAGUGCC